This is a messenger RNA of Cordyceps militaris CM01, 2814 nucleotides long. RefSeq lists its product as uncharacterized. Lineage: Eukaryota; Fungi; Ascomycota; Sordariomycetes; Hypocreales; Cordycipitaceae. The transcript is spliced from 4 exons. The record is from RefSeq and is a predicted model, not a curated record. The coding region runs from base 1 to 2814 and encodes 937 amino acids.
AUGCACUCGACUUGGCAGGCAAUGCACCUCGAGGCUUCUUCACCUUCCGUUCGAAAAGUGGCGCUGGAGGUCCACUUCCGCUCCAUUGUCUCGCCAAUCUAUAUCCAACACACCUUAGAUCGCAUCUAUUACACAAUGGGCAUCGGCAGCUAUUUCAAGGCCGGCAAGGCCACCAAGGCCUCUGUGCCGCCACCACCCCCGGCCCCGGCUGCUGCUUCACGACCCGAGAGACCAGAGCGAUUCCAGAGCACCGCAAUCAGCGAGAAACCCUUCAAUGCCAACGACAUGGAGCUGCAGGCUCCCAACCCCCGUUACAGCUCCCGUCCUGUCUCGGUUCGCUCCGGCCACUCCACGCCUUCCAACCAGAGCUCCUACAUGCUCGACGAGAUCAAGCACGAGGUCAUGGUCAAUUACCUCUACCAGCAGCAGUGCUCCCAGCUUUGGGUCAGUGAUGGCUCUGGCGAAAUCGAGGGUGUCCUUCUGCGUAAGUCGCGCGGACACUACAUGGCAUGCCCUCCCCAGCUCGUCCAUUCUCCGUUUGCCCAGGCCUGCUGCGCUCUGAACGUCCAGUGUGCCAUGACGGUCAACUCACGUGUCAUCAAGACGUUCCUCCAGUGGUCUCCCGACGCCGUCGACGUUCCCCUGAUGAACGGCCUUCGCGUCCAGAUUCUCCCCACCAUUGAGGAUCUGCCUCGCGCUCGCAAGUACCAAUUCGCUGCCUUUGUCGCCUCCGAGGGCCUCUUGGUCGUCUGGGAUGACGACGCGCUGCAUCUCCUGCCCCGCGCCAAGGCUAUCGAGUCGGAGCUCAUGGAGCUCGUCUGGAAAGCCGGCAACAGUGACGAGGAGGAAGAUGAGAAGCGCGCUGGUGGUGCCGUCGCCGAGGCCGAAAUCGACGAGGAAAGUGGCGAGGUCAAGCCCGAGAACCGCCCUAUUCAUCUGCAAAAUACCGUCCUCGUCUCCCUCACCCUCAUUCUCGUCAUUGUCUCGCUCGGUGCCGCCUGGCGACAGCUAGCCAUUGAGGUGUCUAUCGACAACUCUUACAUGCGUCUCGCUCUCGUCGCGCUCAUGCCCCUGCAAAUCUUCUUCACCCUCUUCUUUGCCCAGGUCAUUGUCGGUUGCCUGGCCCAGAUCUUUGGACCCAUCCGCCAGCUCUCCGUCAACUCCAAGUUCUACUCUGCCCGCCCGCCUCCCCGCCUGACCAGCCCGAUCCUUCCUCACGUUACUAUCCAGUGCCCCGUAUACAAAGAGGGUCUCCAGGGCGUUAUUGUGCCCACCGUCAAGUCCAUCAAGCAGGCCAUGUCGACGUACGAGCUCCAGGGCGGCUCCGCCAAUAUGUUUAUUAACGACGACGGUCUCCAACUCCUCCCCGAGGAGGACCGUCACGCCCGCAUCGAGUUUUACGCCGACAACAGCAUCGGCUGGGUUGCGCGUCCCAAGCAUGGUGAAGACGGCUUUGUCCGCAAGGGCAAGUUCAAGAAGGCCUCCAACAUGAACUAUGCCCUCAUGAUCUCUUGCAAGGUCGAAGAGAAGCUUAUGCUCACCAACCGCACCCCCGACUGGAGCCAGCACGACGAAGCGCUCGCGUACGAGCAGGCCCUCAAGGAAGUCCUCGAGGAGAAUGGCCGUGCCUGGGCCGACGGCAACAUUCGCGUCGGUGACUACAUCCUGCUGAUUGAUUCGGACACGCGCGUGCCUGCCGACUGCUUCCUCGAUGCCGUCUCCGAAAUGGAACAGGGCCCCGACGUUGGCAUCAUGCAAUUUUCGUCGGGCGUCAUGCAGGUUGUCCACACCUAUUUUGAAAACGGCAUCACCUUCUUCACCAACCUCAUCUACUCAGCCAUUCGCUACACCGUUUCCAACGGUGAUGUUGCCCCCUUUGUCGGCCACAACGCCUUCCUUCGCUGGUCCGCCAUCCAGCAGGUUUCGUACCAGGACGAGGACGGGUAUGAUAAGUUUUGGUCUGAGAGCCACGUGUCGGAGGAUUUCGAUAUGUCGCUCCGUCUCCAGUGCAACGGCUACAUUAUCCGCCUCGCCGCCUGGGCCGGCGAGGGCUUCAAGGAGGGCGUCUCGCUGACCGUCUACGACGAGCUUGCCCGCUGGGAAAAGUACGCCUACGGUUGUAACGAGCUGCUCUUCCACCCCAUCCGCACUUGGCUCUGGCGCGGCCCCUUUACGCCCCUCUUCCGCAGGUUCCUGUUCUCCAACAUUCGCUUCACCUCGAAAGUCACCGUCAUCUCCUAUAUCGGCACCUACUACGCCAUUGGCGCCGCCUGGAUCAUGACGACGGUCAACUACUUCCUCAUGGGCUGGUUCAACGGCUAUCUGGACAAGUACUACGUUGACUCGUGGCAAGUCUGGUUCGCCAUCAUCAUUGUUUUCAACGGUCUUGGUAACGUCUCCCUCGCCAUUAUGCGUUACCGCAUCGGCGAGCGCAGUCUGCUCUAUGCCAUCUACGAAAACUUCAAGUGGACUCUCAUGCUCGCCAUCUUCCUCGGCGGCCUCUCCCUCCACGUCAGCCAGGCCCUUCUCGCCCAUAUGUUUGAGGUUGACAUGACCUGGGGCUCCACCUCCAAGGAGGCCGAGUUUUCCAACUUCUUCAUUGAGGUCCCCAAGGUUCUCAAGAACUUUAAGUUUUCCAUCAUUUUUGCCCUCAUUGCCAUUACUGGCAUGAUUAUCCUUGCCGUCGCGCCCUUUGUGCCCCACGACUGGCGCAUCACCGACUUUGUCGCCAUCCUGCCCAUGUCGACCGUCGCCGCCAGCCACUUUCUCUUGCCCUUUGCCCUGAACCCGGCCCUCAUGACCUUUUCGUGGUAA